Notechis scutatus (mainland tiger snake) is the source of this 259-nucleotide messenger RNA. Lineage: Eukaryota; Metazoa; Chordata; Lepidosauria; Squamata; Elapidae. The record is from RefSeq and is a predicted model, not a curated record.
CUGUCUAUCCAUGAGCUUGAAGAUCCCAGAGACCAGCGCCACCUGCUGGUGAUGAAAGGUGCUCCUGAGAGGAUCCUGGAACGCUGCUCCACCAUCAUGAUUAAGGGCCAGGAGUUGGCCCUUGACGAGCAAUGGAGAGAAGCUUUCCAAACAGCUUAUAUGGACCUUGGUGGACUGGGCGAGCGUGUGCUGGGUUUCUGUCACCUCUAUCUUCCCCAGAAUGAGUUCCCCCGUGGCUACCACUUUGACAGUGAGGAAA